Lolium rigidum is the source of this 1617-nucleotide messenger RNA. RefSeq names its product probable aspartyl aminopeptidase. Gene Ontology annotation, biological process: proteolysis. Gene Ontology annotation, molecular function: zinc ion binding; aminopeptidase activity. The record is from RefSeq and is a predicted model, not a curated record. Bases 73 to 1497 code for a protein of 474 amino acids. Lineage: Eukaryota; Viridiplantae; Streptophyta; Magnoliopsida; Poales; Poaceae. The transcript is spliced from 11 exons.
GAGGAUUUUUGACUAGAUCCGUGUCGAUUCUCUCUUUCAGUUCCCACACCCGUCUGCCGGAACCCGCCACCCAUGGCCGCUGUCGACGUCGCCUCCGAGCUCAUCGACUUCCUCAACGCCUCGCCCACUGCUUUCCACGCCGUCGAUGAGGCGAAGCGGCAGCUGAAGGCGGCGGGGUUCGAGCAGCUGUCGGAGCGGGAGGAGUGGACGGGGCUCCAGCCCGGCGGGAAGUACUUCUUCACACGCAACCACUCCGCCCUCGUCGCCUUCGCCAUCGGCGCCAAGUAUGUUGCUGGUAAUGGGUUCCACAUCAUUGGCGCUCACACGGAUAGUCCGUGCCUCAAGCUCAAGCCUGUCACCAAGAUAACUAAGGGAGGUUAUCUGGAGGUUGGAGUACAAACUUAUGGAGGUGGAUUGUGGUACACAUGGUUUGACCGUGAUCUUACUAUUGCGGGUCGGGUGCUCGUAAGAGAGAAGAAGGGAGGCACAGUCUCUUAUGCACAUAAGCUUGUAAGAGUGCAAGAGCCUAUCAUGAGAAUCCCCAGUUUGGCUAUUCACCUAAACAGGACUAUCUCCUCGGAAGGUUUCAAGAUUAACAAUCAAGAUCAUCUUGUCCCUGUGCUGGGCACACUGGUUAAGAAUGAAAUGCAGGCAUUAGUAAAAGAAAAUGCUUCACAGGAGUCAAUUGGGACCAAUGACGCAAAGCACCAUCCACUACUGUUGCAGUUGAUUGCUAGAGAGGCUAACUGUGAAGUUGAUCAGAUAUGUGACUUUGAGCUGCAGCUGUGUGAUACUCAACCAAGCAUUAUAGCUGGUGCCAUGAAAGAAUUCAUAUUUUCAGGAAGGCUUGACAACCUUUGCAUGUCAUUUUGUUCACUGAAGGCCCUAGUAGAGUCAACCUCUGCUGAGCACUCACUUAAUGAUGAACCUGGUGUUCGAAUGGUGGCUCUUUUUGACCAUGAAGAGGUUGGUUCUGAUUCAGCUCAGGGAGCUGGUUCACCUGCGAUGCUGGAUGCUUUAACAAGAAUUACGGGUUCAUUUAACCAUUCAAACUCUAAGUUGCUAGAAAAGGCUAUUCAAAGGAGCUUCCUAGUAUCUGCAGAUAUGGCUCAUGCCUUACACCCCAAUUAUAUGGACAAGCAUGAGGAGAACCACAAGCCAAAGUUGCAUGGUGGACUUGUGAUUAAGCACAAUGCUAAUCAACGAUAUGCCACUAAUGCUGUAACAGCUUUUAUUUUCCGGGAAAUAGCUGAGAGGCACCAACUCCCUAUCCAGGAUUUUGUAGUUCGCAAUGACAUGGCUUGUGGUUCGACAAUUGGCCCAAUACUUGCUAGCGGUGUUGGUAUCCGUACUGUGGAUAUUGGUGCGCCACAAUUAUCAAUGCACAGCAUCAGGGAGAUGUGUGCCGUUGAUGAUAUCAAGUACUCAUAUGAACACUUCAAAGCAUAUUUUGAAGAAUUCACUGAAUUAGAUAGCAAAGUCAAAGUAGACUGUUGAGGUGUAAGCAAAUAACCUUGUUGGGUCAGUAGCGCUGCUGUUAUUGAAACAACCUUUACCUUUUAUGGUCACAGCUAUCAUGCGUAAUAAUAAGUGAAGCCGGAUAAUUUUAGCCAUGAA